AUGAAACAGACAACCAAACACCACCCCAUCCUCCACUUUGAACCCCUCUCCGACUCCCCCAUCCCCAUCCUCUGGGACCUCCUCCUCGCCUGUUACGCUAUCCGCCUCACCCUCCUCUACGCCCUCCUAACCCUCGUUUCCCACCUCAUCCUCUCCCGCCUCCCCUCCUCCCCCAUCACAACCCUCGUAUCAGCAGCCUUCUGGACACGCUACCUCACCCACCGGUUCCAAGUCCCCCCCGCAAUUGGCUUCAGGGCCGCAAUUGGCCUCCUAGCAGGAAUGAUAAUCUUCCUAAUGGAGGAACUGCUCUCCGGGUUGGAGUACGAGAUGGGAUAUGGGGGGUUAAAGGGUCUCGGGGGGUGGGUCAUGGCUGGGGUUAUCUCCAUGCCUGUAAUCAUGGGGUUGGGCGAAGAGGGUAAAGAACGGUGGGUGAGGUGGGAAGGAAAGGGGUUGGAGUUCGGGACGAGUUAUUAG
Molecule: messenger RNA, 474 nt
Organism: Podospora pseudocomata
Lineage: Eukaryota; Fungi; Ascomycota; Sordariomycetes; Sordariales; Podosporaceae
Exons: 1
Coding region: 1-474 (157 amino acids)
Source: RefSeq, a predicted model, not a curated record